AGUGCAGCGGUGCGGGGGGAAGGCGCUGGCCGCCUGCAACAUGGCGUGCGGUGCAAGCCUGGCCGGGUCUGCAGGAGCUCCGCGCCUCUCGCACGUUGCCAACCCGCGGCACACGAUAUGAUGCCGGAAAAUGGACAAUUCUUCGGGCACGUCUGAUAUCAAAUGGAGCUCGGUGUCUCUACCGCUAGACAUGGUCGUCGGCAAAUUCCGGCUACCGACCCUGGCACGGCUGAGUCAAGGAGAAUACGUAGAAGGAUUAACUGAACACGAUCUACUCCUAAUCCACUCAUGUCGGCAGUGGACCACAGUGACAGCUCACAGCUUGGAGGAAGGCCACUAUGUUAUUGGACCAAAAAUCGACAUCCCUUUACAAUACCUAGGGAAGUUUAAAUUGCUGGAGCAGGAUCGAGAUGUCAGGGAGCCUGUGCAGUAUUUUAACAGUGUUGAGGAAGUGGCCAGUGUUUUUCCAGAUCGUGUUUUCGUUAUGGAGGCAAUAACGUUCAGCGUGAAGGUGGUCUCUGGUGAAUUCAGCGAAGACAGUGAGGUGUAUAACUUCAUGCUGCAUGCUGGCGAUGAGCUGACACUGAUGGGCCAGGCUGAGAUCCUCUGUGCCAAGACUGUGAAAGAAAAGUCCCGCUUCAACACGAUAUUGCGAAAGCUGGGCAAGAGCACCACGUUGAGCAAACAGGUGAAAGGCAAGAUGCCAUGCCUCAUCUGCAUGAACCACAGGACUAACGAGAGCCUUAGCCUUCCCUUCCAGUGCCGAGGAAAGUUCAGCACUCGCAGCCCCCUUGAGAUCCAAAUGCAGGAAGGGGAGCACACAAUCCGCAGUAUCAUUGAAAAGGUUCGGCUACCGGUCAACGUCACUGUUCCCUCUCGUUCGCCCCGCAAUUCUUAUGAUCUACAUUGCAUCCGUGAAGGGCAUCGCUAUAAGCUUGUCAGCAUCAUAUCGAGGACUGUGGUCUUGUGCUGCAUCAUCCGCAAGGAUGACAUUAUCCCCUUGCACUUUCUGCUGCUUUCAGAUAUGCCCAGGUUUGUGCUACCCGAAGGACUGUUAAGAGGCAACCCCAUGUACGAGAAGUUGGUUCAGGAAAUAACUUUAUUUAGCCAGGAGCAUUUCAAUGCUGACGAGUACUCCAAGGCAGUCCGAGAGGUCAAGACGGACUUUACGGAUGAUUGCACCAGUCCAAGGAGAAUCAGGGUUUGUUUGCAGGGAUAUUCGGCCAAUUCAAUGAAUUAUGCCCGGGAGGAACUAACCCAGUCGUUUCAGAAGCUCUCCAUGUGCGCUUUCACCGGCGCCCUGUUACAUAGCAAUGGCGAGGUGACCUUUCAGGGUUGCCGCGAUUCUAUCGGGGAGCAGCAUAUAAUGCCGCAUGAGUUACUGACUCCGCCAGACAUGGUUGACGUGGAUGGAGAAUACAUGACUCCUGACUGGGCAGAAAGUUAUUUUCAGACUCGGGACCAACCAGAGAUUCCCUAUGAGGAGCUGUGGAGCAAUCAAAGCACCGAUAAUUCCAAGGAUUCCUAUGGCAGGUUGAUGGAGACUGAGAAUAAAACUCAACAAGGCUCCAUUGCUUUCUACUCUCAUUGCUCCUCCUCCUCGUACGAGGAUCCUGUUUUCUCAUCGCAUUUGGCUAUUUUACAAAGAGGAGACUCCAGCGUGCCAAGUCCACCUCCAGUGCCUCCGAAAUCAGAAGCUGUGAGUAUCAUAGCAACUGGAUCAAGUGUGAAAGAGGAAUGUCGACUUCUAAAUGCUCCCCCUAUUCCUCCACGUGGUACUAAGGGUGCUCUGACAUCCAGCCCACCAGUUCCGCCUCGGUUUGCAAAAGCACAGCUCCAGCAGGCCCAUUCACCAAGCCCUAGCCUGUCUUAUUACUCGUCUGGCCUUCAUGACAUCCCUGGAACCCGCAGUGGCAGCUGUUCACCAUCCCCAGACACGUACUCCCUUUACUGUUAUCCGUGCACCUGGGGAGACUGCAAGGCUACAGAUUCUUCCAAUCGUCCGUUGUCAGGGAAUAUUUCGUCGAAUAUCCAGAAUGUACAGACUUCCUGGUCGGAUCCAUGGGGAUAUUCAAAUAGUGUUCAAAGUGUGAUUAGUGGGCGAUCCACACCAAAACUAUCCGGAGACACUUCCUUCAGAAGUUAUUACAGUUGUCCUCGAUUGAAGCCACCAAGCUCUCAGAAGCGGUUUGCACCCUUUGGAGCAUUAAACCCAUUUGCCAACUCUACCUACACAUCCAGUCCAUCAGCAACAGAUUGGUUAGAAUCUUCUGAUCAUUACAAGUCCCCAUCUGCUACGCCAGAGCACUUUGAUUCAAUUGGUCUUUCUGUCAGCCGUAGCUCUACUCCUGAUCCAGUCUCCGGAGAUAUGAGGUACAAUCAGGAGUACCGACACUGCGUGCAGGAUUCAUUGUACAAACAGUCUGAGAGCAUAUCUUGCCCUGUCCCACCACCGCGGCCUCCAAAGGUUUGUGAUUCAGACAAUACCAUCAUCCAAAGUACAGCGUCUCUUUCUCCCACUGUUGUAAGAGGUGCUGAGGGUGGUGUAACAAGGGUCUAUCUCACCCAGGGUGUUAUUGAAGCUCCUCCAGCAUCGUCUCGGAGUAAUGCAGAGAUAGCUGUCUCCCUCCCUUCAUCUAAUACAUCGGGUAUGCCCAGAUUAAAUGGUAGUGACUUGUAUUGGCACCCACCAUCUGACCUAUCUACUCUUUCUAUGGAAGAAGUCUCCAGAUGCCUAAGAUUCAUUGGCCUUUCAGAGGAUGUGGUGACAUUCUUCGUUCGUGAGCGCAUUGAUGGGAAUAUUUUCGUUCAGCUGACUGAGGAGAUUCUGUCUGAUGAUUUUAAACUCACAAAACUACAAAUGAAAAAGAUCAUGCAGUUUAUCAAAGGCUGGAGACCUAAGAUUUAACCUACCGGCAAUUCCUUGUUUUUUAAGUGGGUAAAGGUUUAACUCUUUAACUUGUAGAAGAAACUUCUAAUAAUUUGAAAGACAUGGUGAACAGCACCUCCGGAUGUUUAAAAUGAUCCAAUAUAUUUGUUGGCCGUUUAUGUUAUGUACUGUGAAGAAUGUGUUAUCAAACUGUAGUAUCCGUUGUUGGACUCUUUGCUACCCUUUCCCUUCAAAUUAUCAAAAGUAUUAACUGCAUAAUUUACUAGGUGCAAAUAUGAGUUAAAGAGUUAAAUUAUUGUUGAACUGCAGUUAAUGCUGCCUUGUUGGGACUAGAAUAGUCUUCAAGUUUGGAAUCUUCAGUUUAUCCAAACGCAGCCUGUUUCCAUAAAUGUUUAAAGUGCUUCAACGAUGGAAUGUUGAAACACAAUUUCCAGUUUUUAAAAUUUUUUAAUCACUUAACUACUACUGUUUGUGUUACUAAGGAUGAAUUAGAUUAAUGGUGGAUAAAUUAUUUCUAAUAUUUACAGAACAUACUAAUAAAACUGUGGGAUUCUAUUAAAUAAAUAUUUUUGUGUUACCUAC
Amblyraja radiata (thorny skate) is the source of this 3472-nucleotide messenger RNA. It is a transcript of the gene garem2, whose product is annotated as GRB2 associated, regulator of MAPK1-like. The coding region runs from base 131 to 2908 and encodes 925 amino acids. The record is from RefSeq and is a predicted model, not a curated record. NCBI's taxonomy places the organism in Eukaryota, Metazoa, Chordata, Chondrichthyes, Rajiformes, Rajidae. The transcript has 6 exons.